Molecule: messenger RNA, 1135 nt
Organism: Trichomycterus rosablanca
Lineage: Eukaryota; Metazoa; Chordata; Actinopteri; Siluriformes; Trichomycteridae
Gene: rwdd1
Product: RWD domain containing 1
Exons: 7
Coding region: 121-837 (238 amino acids)
Biological process (GO): cytoplasmic translation
Molecular function (GO): protein binding
Source: RefSeq, a predicted model, not a curated record
AUAUCAAUCUGGCAACCCGUGAGUCCAGUCAGUCCAUUAGCACACGCUGUUAGCUUCUGUUCUAAACAGAGUUAAAUCAUCACUACAUUCAAUGUCACAUUAAAUAUUAAUUUAUUAAAAAUGACGGAUUAUGGAGAGGAGCAGAGAAACGAACUGGAGGCGAUAGAGUCUAUUUAUCCAGAUUCAUUCACAGUUUUAUCAGAAGAUCCGACCAGUUUCACCAUCACAGUUACAUCAGACCCAGGAGAGGAGACGGUGCAGGUAACGUUAAAGUUCACGUAUGUAGAGAAAUACCCAGAUGAGCCCCCACUGUGGGAGAUCCACACACAGGAGAACCUGGAGGAUUCAGAUACAGAGGAGAUCCUGAGCCUGUUACAGCAGCAGGCGGAGGAGAACCUGGGCAUGGUGAUGAUCUUCACACUGGUUACAGCAGUACAGGAGAAACUAAACGAGAUCGUGGAUCAGAUUAAGAUCAGGAGAGAAGAAGAGAACAGGAGGAAGGAACGAGAAGCAGAGGAAGCAGAGAAGAAAGCGUUUCAGGGGACUGUAGUAACGAUCGAGAACUUCUUGGUGUGGAAGGCUCAGUUUGAGAGAGAUAUGAAUGAACUGAAGAGAACAAAACAGAAAGAGGAAGAACAAGCUGGAAAAAAUAAACUCACAGGGAAGCAGUUGUUUGAAACAGACCAGAACUUGGACACGUCAGAUAUUCAGUUCCUGGAGGAAGCUGGAAACAGUGUAGAAGUGGACGAGUCUUUAUUCCAGGACAUGGACGACCUGGAGCUGGACGAGGAUGAUCCUGAUUUUGACCCGCUGGAUUUGGGCAGUGAUGAUGAUUAGUGUUUCAUAAUAAAUAAAAGUAAAAAAAAAACUUAUUUGAUUUAUUCCACUCUGGUCAGAAAGGAACAGGGCUGCGUUUCAAACUACAGCUUAUUUAUUACCCAGGAGACCUCUGGAGAGAAUCCUCCCUACCGUCUUUUAGCAGUCUCACUUGUUCUUCCCAUCUCUGUGUGGCUUUCCUCCAGGCUCUUCAGUUUUCUCCUGCCUUCCAAUAAUGCAGAAGGUGGAUUGGCUACUCUAAAUGGCCCUAGUUGAGAAUGUGUGAUUAAAGAACCAAAUGCUGCCUUUAUAUAAUAAA